CCGCACGCACUGGUUGAUUCACACAUUUCGACGACGGUCUGCCCGCGCCGCACUAUGAUUCUGGUGGAGAUUUCACGUGCCGUCCGCUGAGGAGCCGCCGCGACGUUUCAUUCUUUUUUUCGCGAAAAAACCGACGACGAUAAACGGCUUUGUACAUAUUUGAUGCUAAUUAGUAAUAGCACGACGAUCCGCCCAACACGCGAUACUACGAUAACAUAUAAUAUACGCAUUGAGUAUACGUCUUAUGCGACAUAUCGUCGUUAUUAUUAUUAUUAUUGUUAUCAUUAUAAUAUAAUCGCGGUGUGCAACAAAACACACAGUUUGGUCCAAUAUCUCCAACACAAGGCUCCGGUCAAAACACGUCGAUAUCAAUUCAUAAAGCGACUAUUCUAUUUCAGAUCAAAAAUGUACGGGCUUUUAUUGGAAAACCUCUCGGAGUAUAUAAAAAAAAUGUACGGCGAAGACAGAUGGGAAGAGAUUCGGCGAAUGGCCAAUGUGGACCAACCUAGUUUUAGUGUACACCAAGUGUAUUGUGAAACGCUUAUUCCACGACUAGCGAAAAAAUCCCAACAAGUGCUUGGAAUUACGGAAAAAGAAUUUUUUGAACAAAUGGGAGUUCAUUUUGUCAGUUUUGUUGGCCAAUACGGUUAUGAUAGAGUACUAUCGGUAUUGGGACGACACAUGAGAGACUUUCUAAACGGUUUGGAUAAUUUACAUGAAUAUCUUAAGUUUUCAUACCCAAGAAUGCAGGCGCCUUCAUUCAUUUGUGAAAACGAAUCUAGACAAGGAUUGACAUUGCAUUACCGUAGUAAACGCCGCGGUUUCGUGUACUAUACUAUGGGCCAAAUAAAGGAAGUGGCUAGGCAUUUUUAUCACAAGGAAAUGCGCAUUGAACUAGUUCGUGAAGAGAUUUUAAUGGAUACAGUGCACGUGACGUUUCAAUUGAAAUUUGAUAAUAGAGCGUUCACAUUAGCAUCGAUGACAAUGACAAGGGAGGAAAAACAUCUUCCAAUAAGUGCAUCGGUGCUGUUCGAAAUAUUUCCGUUUUGCAUUGUGUUCAGCUCCAAUAUGAUUGUUCAAAGCAUUGGAAACUCAUUGAUGGUCAUUCUACCAGAUCUAGUUGGAAAACGGAUUACUAAUUGGUUUGACCUUGUUAGACCUUUGAUAGCUUUUAAAUUUCAAACGAUUUUGAAUCGAACGAAUAAUAUUUUUGAGCUAGUUACUGUUCAACCAGUGCUUUCUAAUCGACCAACAGACAGACACGUCAUUCUAAGCGAUGAAUCUUAUUUUUCCCCAGAAGAAAACAAACUUCGAUUAAAAGGACAAAUGAUUUAUAUGGACAAUUGGCAAAUGAUGAUGUACUUGGGUACGCCCGUGAUGCCUGAUCUCAAUGCAUUAGUUACUACCGGCUUAUACAUAAAUGAUCUCUCCAUGCACGACUUCAGCAGGGACCUAAUGUUGGCAGGGACACAACAGUCGGUUGAAUUAAAGCUGGCACUAGACCAAGAGCAGUUAAAGUCAAAAAAACUGGAAGAGUCGAUGCGGAAACUAGAUGAAGAAAUGAAGCGUACUGAUGAGCUGCUGUAUCAGAUGAUACCCAAACAAGUGGCCGAUCGACUGAGGUCGGGCGAAAACCCCAUAGACACAUGCCAAAUGUUUGACAGCGUGUCCAUAUUGUUUUCGGACAUUGUCACGUUUACCGAAAUAUGUAGCAGAAUCACCCCGAUGGAAGUGGUUUCAAUGCUUAACGCCAUGUAUUCUAUAUUCGACACACUAACUGAACGGAACAAAGUUUAUAAGGUGGAAACUAUUGGUGAUGCAUAUAUGGUUGUUUCGGGUGCACCGAUGACUGAAGACAAUCACGCAGAAAAAGUGUGUGAUAUGGCAUUGGAUAUGGUUGACGCCAUUACAGAUCUAAAAGAUCCGUCGACAGGGUCACAUUUACAAAUCCGCGUCGGCGUACAUUCCGGAGCAGUGGUAGCUGGUAUUGUCGGCUUGAAAAUGCCGAGAUACUGUUUGUUCGGUGACUCGGUCAACACCGCAUCUCGAAUGGAAUCCACGAGCGAAGCAAUGAAAAUUCAUAUAUCACAAACCACUAGAGAUCUGAUUUCAGCAUCGUACAUGGUCAAAGAGCGUGGUGAGAUUUAUGUGAAAGGAAAAGGCGCCAUGAAAACGUAUUGGUUGGAACACCGGGAAAGCCGACCACCAUUAAGCCGGGUAUUGCCACUGGCCAAUUCUGAUUUACCAGAAUUGGAGUGGGAGCGUAGUGCCGAUACGGUAUUUGACAUUGUGGAACGCAACACGGACAUGACCAUGCAGUUGGCCGAAGACAGGAUCAGGACAUACUCGCCAGUGACAUUUCAAGAAGUGGCUAGGCACUCGAUAUCGCGUUCACCAGUUAGAGAAUAUUAUCGAGAGUCCCGAUCGAAUUCAAUAAGUUGCACGCCCAUCGUGUCGCAGAAAGAGCUGCAACGGUUGACGUGUCUGAACAGGAGCUCGUCGCCGCUGUCGCGGUUUGCGAGGAAAAUCGAACAGCUACCAAAGCCGCCGGACUGCACUUCCACUGCAGCUGUCGCGGUCGCCGUCCAGAGACACAGAUACGUGAGAAACACAGUGGGCGGCCGCGGCGGCACGCAGACGGCUCCGUCGUCGCCGGAGACGCACAAGGAAGAGGACGUCUCGGCCGAUUCGUCACCGCUACUUCCGGUAGCGCUUCCGGAACCACCCGCGGAGUCGGCGGCAAUUUCGCAGUCGCCACCGUUGCCACCGCCACCGCCGCCACCGCCGCCGCCACCGCCGCCGGUCAUUAAGUCCAAUCCCGUUCUGGUGCACGUGGCCGAUUACGUCUCGUCCGAUUGCGUGGACAGCGUCGAUUCGGACGAUCAGCGGUCGCUGCAGACUAGAGACGCGGACGACCUGGGCGGAUCGGACGUCGGAGGGGACCACCCGCACCCUUUCCCUGAGUCUUCCGACGACGAUCUACCGCCGGACGACGACGAGGACGACGACGAUUUGGACCUGUCUUCGGCGGGUCCCACCACUCCGCCGCCCAGAUCGUCACCUUCGUCAGCGUCGCCGACCGACGCCGCCCGAACUGCAGUGACCACGUCCAAGUCGGACGGGCAGAUAUACGGCCGGCGGCGGCGGUGUGCAGACGACGAACCCGAUGACGACGCGAGCACGUCCAGUCUUAACCGGCAGACUCAGUGCUGCAUGAGAUUCAAAACGCACCCGAAGUCGUCCAGGAAGCGAUCGCAGUCCCACUCCUGCAAAUUGAUCUAAUAUGUCGUCGCAUCACCCCCAAAUUCGCUCGUGUAUAUAUAAUAUAUAUUAUAUUCGUGUUAGCCGCUUCUAUCACGCGCUGUUGUCCGCGAGUCGUGAAAUAAAAUUAUACUUUACUACUAUAGGUACUAUAUAUAUAUGUAUUCUGUACAUAUGUGUGUGUGUGUGUGUAAAUUGUUUUUAUUGAAUAUGUAGACUAUAGACUUGUCGUGGUAACCGACAUGCGGAUCGAUUGUAAUAAAAUCAUCAUAGUACGUAAUAAUAGAUUCAUUACCAUAAUAUGCGAACACUGCCCAAUACAUUCAAUUCAUACAAGCAUAAUUAAAUUAUAUGCGCUUACAGCGACGGUAACGAUGUUUUGGGUUGCUUAUAAAAACCCGUUAAAGCUUAUUACCACCAAUAGUCCAAACAAUCAAAUCGAUAAAAAAAAAAAAAUUCGACAAAGUUUAUAAUUCUAUUGUAAAAAUAUCAUACCACAAAUUAGCCCCCUCUCCCGGUUAGGUCAAGCCCCCACUUUGCUGUUCAUUACUAAAAUGCGAUCGUGCAGUAGUAUACAUUUAACAAAGUGUGCAACAACCGUGUAUAUUAUGUUUAAAUUUCUCCAAAAUUAUCAAUAAAAUCAUCAUCCUUUAAAAUUAGUAAAAUAAACAGAAAAGUAUGUGGCAUGAGUUUUUGAGAGUUUCUGCAUAAUUAGAGCUUCCGGUUUAUUUUUGUGAAGCCUCAUUAAACCGUUGUCAUUUUACAUAGCAUAUCAUAAUCAUACGUAUACCUAUAGAUAAUAAAGUGGUGGAUUUGUGUGUGUAUAUGUGUGUGUGUGAGUGAUGCGAGUUAAAUGUUUACAAUCAAAAUAUCAAAUUAAAGAUAUUAGUACAUUUUAUUUACAUGAGAAUAGUAUAAUAUUUCAAUAACCUAUU
Messenger RNA from Rhopalosiphum maidis (corn leaf aphid), 4196 nucleotides. RefSeq names its product soluble guanylate cyclase 88E-like. NCBI's taxonomy places the organism in Eukaryota, Metazoa, Arthropoda, Insecta, Hemiptera, Aphididae. The record is from RefSeq and is a predicted model, not a curated record. Gene Ontology annotation, cellular component: guanylate cyclase complex, soluble. Bases 163 to 3282 code for a protein of 1039 amino acids. Gene Ontology annotation, molecular function: heme binding; guanylate cyclase activity; oxygen sensor activity. The transcript is spliced from 14 exons. Gene Ontology annotation, biological process: nitric oxide-cGMP-mediated signaling; cGMP biosynthetic process; response to oxygen levels.